Leptidea sinapis is the source of this 761-nucleotide messenger RNA. RefSeq lists its product as uncharacterized. The record is from RefSeq and is a predicted model, not a curated record. Bases 115 to 627 code for a protein of 170 amino acids. NCBI's taxonomy places the organism in Eukaryota, Metazoa, Arthropoda, Insecta, Lepidoptera, Pieridae. Gene Ontology annotation, biological process: inner mitochondrial membrane organization. Gene Ontology annotation, cellular component: MICOS complex. The transcript has 3 exons.
UGUCACGUCAGCUCAGUGCUCCGUUUUCCUUACCGCUUAGGGAUUUUGUUCCAAAAAAUGUCUUUUUGACUUUUUUUGCCGAUUUUUAAUGCAGGAUUAUUUCCCUUUUUAAAUAUGGGAGCCUCUCAAAGCACUCGAAAACUAAGUGUUGACAAUGAAAACGCUGUACAACUAUCUCCAGAGGCAUUAAAUCGAAUACAAGCUCAACUUACAGCAAAUCAACAACAAGAGCAAUCAACACCACCUCCUCAACCACCAACACAAUACUCGCCUCCACAAUAUGCUCCUCCCCCUGUAUAUUAUGAUUCACAAAAACGACAAGAUGCUGCUGCAGAGGAAGCAUAUUGGGCUCGCCGGAUUGAAAAUUUGAAAAGAGCACAUGAAAAGAUAAACAGUGGAAUGCAACUUGAAUAUGAGAAAACAUUGAAAGAUGCUAAUAAAUUAUUUGACAUGGUACAAGCAGAUAAAAUUGUAAAUAAGUUACCUCCAUGUCAAGAGGAGAAGGCAAAGGUCCUUGAAUGCUACAGUGCAAAUCCUAACAAAUCACUUCUGUGUUCAGUGAUAGUGAAUCAAUUUAAUGACUGUGUAUGUAAAAGCAGAAUUGCAGCUGUUUCCGCAAGCUCCUAAAUGGAAGACUGUAAAUAUUCAAAACAUUUCAUAAAUCCAUUAAAAAAAUAGGAUCAGUGUUGGGAAUUUCAGAAACAAAGCUAUGAAAAGUAGAUAUAAUAUUAUUUAUGUAUGAAUAAACUGUUAUUAAAUGA